This is a messenger RNA of Aethalodelphis obliquidens (Pacific white-sided dolphin), 5410 nucleotides long. It is a transcript of the gene RUFY4, whose product is annotated as RUN and FYVE domain containing 4. The record is from RefSeq and is a predicted model, not a curated record. Gene Ontology annotation, cellular component: autophagosome. Bases 2537 to 3979 code for a protein of 480 amino acids. Gene Ontology annotation, molecular function: phosphatidylinositol-3-phosphate binding. Lineage: Eukaryota; Metazoa; Chordata; Mammalia; Artiodactyla; Delphinidae. Gene Ontology annotation, biological process: positive regulation of macroautophagy; autophagosome assembly. The transcript is spliced from 12 exons.
AUCCCCUCCACUCCUCCUCCUUGGAGAAAUCCAAUGCCCACACGUAAACCAGGUGUGCUGGUUCACAGACAGGUGCCUCAUCCGGAACAAACACCUGCCUCCUUGCACCGGCUUAUUCCCACCCCUUUGCAUCAGCUUUCCACUCGCAAGGCUCCAAGACUUACCCAGAACAGAGAAUGCAGCGGUGAGGGCCUAGCUCCCCCACCAGCUUCAGGUCAGUCCUGGCUCUAACGGGGCCCUCCUUGACUCAGAAGGUCCCCUCCCUCCUGGCUACAGAGCCCUGGUCAGAAGCAAUAGCCCCAGCUACCUGUGGGACACACAGUCAACUCCUGGACCAGGUCGGGGGAAAUUCACUCUUUUCAGUGCCUUUCCCAGCAAGCCCAGCCCUGCCCCUCUUGGGUGGCUCCUAAAACCUCACCUGAACUAUUUGUGCUUUUAAGAGUCAGGUCCUACCUCACCCUUCUCCCAAGGGCACAAGACAGCCAGGUGAGACCUCGGCCUAACUCGCUGCCCCUUCACCUGGUCUUGGCUCCAGAGCCCCCCGACCGCUGUCCGGUGCUUUCCCAGCGGGGCUCUUUCCCUCUCAGGUGAGCCGGGCUCUGCCCGCCACCCACCCCGCGCGGCGCCCUACCUGAAGCAGUAGCCGCCUGCUCUCUGCGCGGCCCGAGCCCCGGGGCUCCCGGCACUUGGGCGGCGCGGGGGCCGGGGGGCUCCGCGGGGGCUGGGGGCUGCAGGGAGGCCCGGGCUCCAGCGCCUCGCAGCACACCAAGCUCACGGUGCAACCCAUCCGGCCGGGGCGCCAGCCAGCCCCUCGCCCUGGCGUCCGCUCGGCCUAGGGAGCCUGCGACGUCGGGAGAGGGACGGCGACACCCCCAGCCCGUCCCCUCCCGGGGCCUCCUUGGCCCGCAGCUCCAGGAAGCGGGGGAGCACGGAGCCCGCCAAGGGGCGGUGACACGGGCGCGGACGCCCGGACGCAGCCAGUGAGGAGGGGCGCGGUGGCGCGGGGAGGGGCGGCGCGGGGUCUCGGGACCGACCGAGGCGGCGGACCGGCAGAGAGAGAGAGAGCGCGCCAGCGGACGCGACGGGAGAGGCAGGAAGCAGAUAAGGAGAGAUAAUGAGGGAGAGACGGGGACACGGGGCACAGAGAGGGGGACGCAGCCUCUGCACGCGGGAGACCAAGUCCCAGAGAAGGAGAGACAGACGGGCAGGCAGUCCCCGUGGUAGGACAGAGCCAGGCUUGGGUACCGCGUGCUCCAGUGUUUACAUGCGGUUCCUGGGGGGUUGUGAAACGGGUAGUCCUCGCAGAUGCCUGCUCCUCUGUUCUCUGCCCCCAAUACUAGCCCCUGGGAACCAACAGUGGAAAGACCCCAGCCUCAAGGAGACAAAGCACAGCCAGGGUGGGAGGGCCACAGUCCGCCUGGGCAAGCCACCGGGCCCCUUCCUGGACAGAGCAUCUCACCAGUGCUUUCACUUUCAGCGGUGAGCCCCAGAACUGGGGGGAUGGCACUGGUGAUCAGCACUCACCGGGACCCCUCAGAAGAGAUGGGGCAGAGCAGGGAGACAUGAGGUGGGACCCUUGUCCUCCCCUCCACACCUGCACCGCACUCCAACCAAGUGACAGUAAAGGUGGGGCAGCCUCAUAGCCUCUUUGUGCCACCUGGUGGCGAUAAGGAAGAAAGACAAGAGCAAGUGACCGUGAUGAGAAGGGGAGAGAACUCGCAGAGCCACAAUUGCCACUACCUCCUCGGCUGCUGGGCUGGGCGUGAGUCACUUCCCAGGCAGCAAACUCUGGAAAAGGCUGUGCAGAGCAGUGCUCUGCUUUCCAUGCCCCAACCAGCCAGGCCUUCCCAGAUGGGGAAAUCCAGGCCCAAGAAAGGCGAAGGAUGUGCCCCAGGUCACACAAUGAGCCAGCAGCAGGGCCAGGAUGGAGAACCAGGAAACACGCAUUUUCCAUGCAGCUGGGGCCCAGGAAAGGAUGAAUGUGUGUCCCAGGGCUGAUGACCGCUCUGGCAAGUCCCCUUGUGGGGGAGGGAGUGACAGCCCCUCAGCCCAGCGUCCACAUGGCUUACACACAUGAGCACUCGCAGGGCUGCUCACAGCCAGUCGAGGUUGAGAGCAUGAGCCCUGCAGGCACAGGGACCUGAGUUCCAAUUCUAGCUUCACCACUUAGAACUUUGUGACAUUGGAAAAAACACUUACCCUCUCUAAGCCCCCCUCUCUUGGUAUAAAAUGGAGUCAAUAACCUCCCAGGGUUAUUAUGGGGACUGAAUAAUACAAGGAUGUCAGGCACAGGACACAGGGCCUGGCACCCAGGAACGGCUCCAUAGGUGGGGACCACACCAUCAUCCUCCCGCCCUGCCUUACAAGAAAGAGCUGGGUCUUCUACCAGUGAACUCGCUGUGUGACCCUAGAGACGUCACAUUGUUUCUCUUGGCUGUGAUUCUUCCUUUGUAGAAGGAGAGAGCUGGGCAGCUGAAGCCAGAAGCUCGUUCUUGGCCUCUAGACCCACAAGGAAUCACGUCCUUUUCAAAUACUCAUGGCAGAAGAAGGGGCUGUCUUCAAGAUGACCAGUGACCUGAAGGCUGUCAUCUCUGCCAUCCUCCAGGGCUAUGGGGGUGGGCAGCAGCCGGUGACAGACACCAGUGCUGAACUGCACAGACUCUGUGGCUGCCUGGAGCAAGUGCUGCAGUUUGACCAGAAAGAGCAGAAGAGCUUCCUGAGGCCUCGGAAGGAUUACUGGGACUUCCUCUGCACAGCCCUGUGGCGGCAGCGGGGCAACAUGGAGCCAGUCCACUUUGUCCACUCACAGGACAAGUUGAAGACCCCGCUGGGAAAAGGCCGAGCCUUCAUCCGCUUCUGUCUCGCCCACGGACAGCUGGCCGAGUCCCUGCAGCUCUGCCUCCUGAACCCAGAGCUAACCAGGGAGUGGUAUGGCCCCCGGAGCCCCCUGCUGUGCCCUGAACUCCAAGAAGACAUCCUGGACUCCCUCUAUGCUCUCAACGAGGUGACCUUCGACUUGGACCUGCAACGGCCAGACUUGGAUGGAGCCUGGCCCAUGUUCUCAGAGUCCCGCUGCUCCAAUUCCAACUGGACCCCAGGAAGAAGACCCAGAAAGAUCAAAGAUUCCCCUAAGGAGAUCUCACCCACAUAUGGAGACCCCACAGGAGGCCACCCAGAGGAGCCACAUACCAGGCAAGCCAGUUCCCUGCGAGAUGCACCCAGGGAAGACAGGUUGGCUGGACUCCCCAGGUCCCAGCAACACAAGCAUCAGCCUCUGUUUUUGGAAAAGAAGAAAGAAGAUCCCAGGAGGCUUGGGCCUCCCCAGAGCAUGUGGGAACUAGAGGGGGAGGAGCUUCAGCAAAACCAGGAGAAAGGAGCUCCAAGGACGGGGAUGUGCCUGGAGAACUCAACACCUAGCAUCCAGGGACAGGGCAAGGGGGCCAAAGGGACUCUGAAGGAGGUGAUAGGGACAGAUACUGAGGGCAGGGGGAUUUUGCUGAGUGCAGAGGGCCAGAGAACAAUAGAUGGGACUUAUGAAGGGGAAGCAGAGAGGAGUCAUACCCAUAGGCUGCUGGCCUCCAGCCCCAAAGAGAUGAUAAGGGAUGCAGUGUCAGGGAGCCGUCAGGGCGGGAAAGUGCCCAGCAGCCCCAGGGAGUUCUGGGUCCUUCAGGGCCUGGAAACAAAGGAAGGCUCCACCACGGAGAAGCCCCAAGAGCAAAUAGGAGUGACCAGUGCAACCAGGAGAGAGGAACAAGCAGAGAUGGCCUUGCAGGAUGUGGUCAAGAGUCUCAGACAUGGGCUCCAGAAAACCAAGGAGCAGGCCCAGCACCAGGAACAGCUGCUGAAGGAGCGGGAAGGGGAGCUGAAGGCACUGCAGGAACAGCUCAACAGGUGCUUCCUGGUAACAAUCUCAGGAGAUCAGUCCUCCAAGGACCCCCACUUUAUAGAUGAGGCGGCUAAGGCUCAAAGACCCGCCUAACUCACCCCACAUCAGCUAGUUAGUAGAGGAGCUGAGAUCCAGACCCUACAACCGUCUCCAGAACCAGUGGGCCUAAAGCUGCCCCGUCAGCCAGUGUCCCCAGUGCCGGUGUGUCAGUCUCCUGUCUCUCCCCUCAGCCUCUCUCAGCAUCUGGCAUCUUCAUCCUCCCACCAUCACCUUCACCUCAAGGGUCCAAAGUGCACGUUUUGUCUUUGCGUUCCCCCUCAGUCUCUCAGUGUCUCAGUUUCUUUGCCAUAAUUUAUUUUUAAAGAAAUUAUGACACCAUGCAAAGAUCUUCCUUGGUCUGACUCAGUCUCUCUGUGUGUCUCUCCCUUGGUCUCCACGUGCCUCAGUCUGCCCGCCUGCCUGGUCUCUCCCACUUGACUGACACCUGCCCUGACCCCCAGGGGAGCCUGCAUAGCUGUGAUUCAGACUGAAUCACAGAGCUGUCUACUGGCUGCUUAAUAUGCUGCGAGAGGCCCGGGGGCCCAGGAACCAACCCCAAAAGGCCCCCGGGGACUCCUCCCACCAGACUCUCAGCUGAGUCCUGUGGUUUGGUCAGCAAAGAAUCCCAUGAUUCAGGCCCUAAGUGAGUGCAGGGGCCUUGCCCACUCAAGGCCAUCUCUGGGAAUCAAAGCAGGCUGGAGGGAGAAGCCAGGAGGCUCCAGGGAGACUGCCCAGCCCCAGGCUGCUCCCUGAGGCUGGGGGAGCCCUUGUUUCACAGACCCCUGCCCUGCCCCCAUCAUCCCAUCCAUCAUUCGGUCAUUCCACAGACACUCGGAGCCAGACCUGUUCUAUGUGCUGAAAAUACUCUCAUAGACAAAACAGAUAAAAUGCCUGCCCUUUUGGAGCUUACAUGCCAGUGGGGGAAGCAGAUGACAAAUACAAGCAAGUAAAAUGCAUAGCAUGCAGAUUGGGAUAAGUUCUAAGAAGAAAAAAAUAAAGCAGGGAAGGGGAAUGGGAAGUGUCAGGGGUGACCUUUUAGAUGAGGUGGCAUUGCCAAGGGGGCCUCCCUGGAAAGGUGACAUUUGAGUCAAGACCUGAAGGAGCUGAGGUCUGAGCCAUUGGCUAUGUGGUCAAGGAAUGUUCCAGGCAGGGGGAACAGCAAGGGCAAAGGUUCUGCAGUGGGAAUGGGCAUGGCAUCAAGGACGCCACUGUGGCCCCAGUGGAGUGAAGGAGGGGAGGGCUGUAGGAAAAGGUCAGGUGGGUAACAGGAGACCCUAGCAGGUCAUCAAAAGGACCUUGGCUUUGACUUGACUUUGAACCACUGAGAGUCCUGAGCAGAGGAGGGACAUGAUGUGACUGUCUGCAUGUUAAAAAUAUGUUUCUCUGCUUUGAAAAAACAAUUCAGUGGUUUUUAGUGUAUUCACCAAGUUGUGCGUCCAUCCCCACCAUCAAUUUUAGAAUAUUUUUAUCACCCCAAAGAGAAAC